AUGGUGCCCUUGUCUACUCUCUCUCUUCUUCCUUGGACAGGUAUUUUAUUUCAAGCUUUGACACCUUAUUUACUGGUAGCAGGUUCUCUCGUACCAUUUUUCGGUGGAGUUGUAUUGGCAUCUUUGACUGAAGUUUCUUUCAACUGGUUAGUUAUAAUCUUCCCAUUUCUGAAAUUUCAAAGUCAAAUGAUUGGGGAAUGCAUCACACUAUCCAUUAGUUCAGUCAAGCUCACAUUAUUGGCAGUUGAGUUAAGUCUUAUAUUUAUAUGCCUGUAA
Messenger RNA from Triticum turgidum subsp. durum (durum wheat), 276 nucleotides. The record is from the annotation of a GenBank genome assembly. NCBI's taxonomy places the organism in Eukaryota, Viridiplantae, Streptophyta, Magnoliopsida, Poales, Poaceae.